CCAACACAAACUAUCACACCAAAUCCUCCCAAAUACAUGGGAACACAUCAUAAACGCACAUGUCUAUUGCAUGACUUCCUUCUCCAUCUCUAUUCUCUUACACCAAAUCAAGGGUAUGUGCCAUAAACCCGCACACCUCUAUUGCAUGACUUUUAUUUCACCUUAAUUCGGUUCUCUUACUAUAUAAUACACCAACAUACAAUUAACGAGUCACAUGUAUGUAUGUAUGUAAAUAACAACAUAUACCAUUUUUUUUAUUUGUAAAGCAGCAUUAGGAAAAAAAAUAUAUUCAAAUGGCAACCCAAAUGGUAGAUAUAGAGGCUCAAUCAUCAGCUCAAACCUCAUCCCCUCCAUCAAUCUUCAACAAAGUCGAUCAUCCGGUUACACUAAAGUUUAAAGAAGUGGUUUACACCAUCAAAAACAAGAAACAAGGAUGGAUACAAAAAAAGAAAAACCACGAGCCUACAGAGAAACAGAUACUCAAAGGAAUAACCGGCAUGGUGUUGCCCGGAGAAAUUUUAGCCAUGUUGGGGCCAUCCGGAUGUGGAAAAACCACCCUUUUAACCGCAUUAGGUGGCCGCCUAGGUGGCAAGCUAGACGGGACCAUCACCUACAAUGGCAAACCGUUCUCAAGUAUCAUGAAGCGAUACACCGGUUUUGUCACUCAAGAUGACAUUCUAUAUCCUCAUUUAACAGUCACCGAACCCUUGUUUUCACUGCCUUACUCCGCUUGCCUAAAAAGCUCACAACUCAAGAAAAGAUUACACAUGCGGAAGCGGUGA
Messenger RNA from Lactuca saligna, 782 nucleotides. The record is from the annotation of a GenBank genome assembly. Lineage: Eukaryota; Viridiplantae; Streptophyta; Magnoliopsida; Asterales; Asteraceae.